Molecule: messenger RNA, 1395 nt
Organism: Acaromyces ingoldii
Lineage: Eukaryota; Fungi; Basidiomycota; Exobasidiomycetes; Exobasidiales; Cryptobasidiaceae
Product: NAD(P)-binding protein
Exons: 3
Coding region: 1-1395 (464 amino acids)
Biological process (GO): purine nucleobase biosynthetic process
Cellular component (GO): cytosol
Molecular function (GO): methylenetetrahydrofolate dehydrogenase (NADP+) activity; methylenetetrahydrofolate dehydrogenase (NAD+) activity
Source: RefSeq, a predicted model, not a curated record
AUGAGCGAGCCUGCGCUUUCGUCAGCGGCUAUGAGCAGCAGCAUCGCGCCCACGGCCGACAAGCCGGGCCAGCUGGCCUCGGCAGCCAACAUCGCCAAGCCGUUCCAAGACGCCAUCACUCAGGCGACCGCGGCCCGGGCCUCUGCAGGCAAGAAGCUCGCCAAACUCGUCGGCAUUCUUGCCACUCCCAGCCCACCAAGCGUUGCUUAUGCCCAAUGGACAAAGAAGGCGUGCGAGCAGGUCGGCAUCGCAUUUGACAUCUGGAAGACGUGGGAGGACAAACCCGAAGAGGGCGCCUCUCCAGCCAUGGACGUUGACGAGGUCAAGAGACCAGAUUCUGAUCUCGAAGCAGACGUCGAGGACCUCAUCAUUGCCGCCAAUGCAAACGACGAUGUUCAUGGCAUCAUGGUAUACUACCCCAUCUUCGGCGGCAGACAGGACACUUAUCUCCAGCAGAUCGUCGACCCACGAAAGGACGUCGAGGGCCUGCAUUUCAGCUAUUGCUGGAACAUGUACCACAAUGUGCGGUGGGUGCUGCCCAAGCAGCUUGGCGGCGCGCCCGGCACGACAUCGGAGAUGCCCCCGGAUCGCGAGGGUGUCAACGACGACGAGAAUGUGCCACCAGGCUUUGCAAAGUCGAUCCUUCCCUGCACUCCCCUGGCUAUUGUCAAGUGCCUCGAGGCGAUGGGCGUCUACGACCGAACACUUCCCUACGGUGAUCGCCUGUACGGCAAAGUCAUCACCGUCAUCAACCGGUCCGAGGUCGUGGGUCGACCACUGGCCGCGUUGCUAAGCAACGACGGUGCGAAAGUGUACAGCGUCGACAUUGACUCGAUCCAAGAGUUCAACAAGCGAGCUGGCGCACCCACCCCUCAGCAAUCACACGCCACCGGCACACUCAGACCAUCGCAAGCCGUAAAAGCCGCAAGGGAGGCCAAUUCAUCAAGGAGACUGCGCCCACAUCACGUCGUACGGGGAUCCCCACUCUCGGUCCAGGAGUGCGUCAGCGCCUCUGAUGUUGUCAUCUCGGGUGUUCCCGCGGCCAGCUACAAGGUGCCCACGGACUGGAUCAAGCCAGGAGCAGUAACGGUCAACUUCAGCAGCGAGAAGAAUUUCGAGAAGGAUGUUCGAACCCGGGCCAGCAUACACCUGCCAUCGAUUGGCAAGACGACGAUUGCCAUGCUUCAAAGAAAUCUCUUGCGCCUGGUUGAAUACCGCGAGCUACAGGAAGUUGACGACGGUCGUCAUCUCCCGGCGGCGGCAGCAGUGGAGGAGGUGGUGGACCACCUUCGCAUUCACAACAACAAGGAGGAGGAGGCGGCGGUGGCGGAAAGUGGACUUCCUAUGCUCCCAGACGCGAGACCGCUCGCGAUCAGGGUGAGGCAAUGGCCGUAG